This is a messenger RNA of Brassica napus (rape), 1359 nucleotides long. Its product is annotated as ethylene-responsive transcription factor ERF014. NCBI's taxonomy places the organism in Eukaryota, Viridiplantae, Streptophyta, Magnoliopsida, Brassicales, Brassicaceae. The transcript has a single exon. Gene Ontology annotation, molecular function: DNA binding; DNA-binding transcription factor activity. Gene Ontology annotation, biological process: regulation of DNA-templated transcription. The record is from RefSeq and is a predicted model, not a curated record. The coding region runs from base 525 to 1148 and encodes 207 amino acids.
CUAGCUCCUAUUAUGUUUUGCAAAAUUAUAUGUCGUUUCUUGAAAUAGAUAAUUAGUUUUGUUUAUAUUGAGUGUUGAUUUUGUGUAAUUUUGUUUUACAGUGUUCGCAAAUUUGACAUAGUCAGACUGAGAAGUAGUAACUUAAUUAGUGGUAAACAAUAGCGUAACUAGAGAAUUUUAAUGGUCAAUCAAUAAAUAAAUAUGCAUUACUGAAAAAUGAGAUUCUCUUAAUAGUGAUAUGUGAUUGGGUGUUGCAUAUGGGAUUCUGAUUUAGGUUAAAUCCUUCUAUUAAAUAUAUUGUAAAACACCUGUCUAUCACUAUUAUUUAAAGAAAAAGUACUCAUUUCUAUGUGUGUGCAGUGUGCCCCAUGCUACUUUCUUUGACUAUGUUCAUAGUAUAUUUUAUUAUUCUCUUAUUACUAGUUUUGUUCUUCAUAUAUCAUCUAUAAAUAGAGACGAACUAUUCUUCUCUCCCAACUUCCUCCUCAAUUUACAAUACCCUUUAAGUUAGUAACUUACUAUCAAUGGUGAAAGCUCUUCAAAAUAGGACAAAGCGAAUGUCUUCUCCAUCAUCAUCUUCAUCUUCAUUAUCAACAUCAUCAUCCACAAGCAAGAGUAACCUGGCCAAGAAGUACAAAGGAGUGAGAAUGAGAAGUUGGGGUUCAUGGGUUUCAGAGAUCAGAGCUCCUAAUCAAAAGACAAGGAUUUGGCUCGGUUCUUACUCAACCGCUGAAGCCGCUGCUCGAGCCUACGAUGCUGCGCUUCUCUGUCUCAAAGGAUCUUCGGCUAGUAAUCUCAACUUCCCAGAGAUCUCAUCUUCUCUCUAUAAUACCAACAAUGGUGACAACAAAAACAAUAUUAACAUGUCUCCUAAGUACAUACAGAGAGUGGCUGCUGCUGCAGCUAACGCAGAUCCUUCUUCCUCAUCUGUCUCUACUUCAUCUCCGUUGCUUUCUUCAUCUCCAUCUGAAGAUCUCUAUGAUGUCGUCUCCAUGUCUCAGUAUGACCAACAAGCAGUCUCCUUGUCUGAAUCAUCAUGGUACAACUGCUUUGAUGGUGAUGAUCAGUUCAUGUUGCCGUAUUUGACAACACCACUUGCUGAUGAUUUCUAUGAGGAAGGAGAUAUCAGAUUAUGGAAUUUUUGUUGAUUCUUCUUUAACUAUAUGAUCAUACCUUAUUUUUCUACAGUCAUCAAAAACGAAAGAUUAUUUGUUUCAAUAUAUAUCAGUUAUGUAACUGAUACAUUGUGUUAUAUCAUUUUUUUUUCUUUAUCGAUUCUCACUCCUGAAUAUGUGCUAUGUUGUAGAGAAAAUAUAUGUGGAGAUCAUUGUACCAAAAUAAAAGUUAGUUUUAAAAGUA